Messenger RNA from Homarus americanus (American lobster), 1639 nucleotides. Its product is annotated as DNA-directed RNA polymerase subunit beta''-like. Lineage: Eukaryota; Metazoa; Arthropoda; Malacostraca; Decapoda; Nephropidae. The annotation marks the transcript as partial. The transcript is spliced from 4 exons. The record is from RefSeq and is a predicted model, not a curated record.
AUGGCCGACUGGACCAUAGCCUCGACCAUGGCCCGUAUCAUUGCUGGCCUUAUGAUCGGGGCCAUCUUCUUCAUCGCCUCCAUUCAAGAAUCCCACCGGAGGUUUCCUCUGAAGUAUUAUAAUGUGUUCGCUGGGAAGUAUAAUAAUGUGUUCGCUGGGAAGUAUUAUAAUGUGUUCGCUGAGAAGUAUUAUAAUGUGUUUGCUGAGAAGUAUUAUAAUGUGAUCGCUGGGAAGUAUUAUAAUGUGUUCGCUGGGAAGAAUUAUAAUGUGUUCGCUAGGAAGUAUUAUAAUGUGUUCGCUGGGAAGAAUUAUAAUGUGUUCGCUAGGAAGUAUUAUAAUGUGUUCGCUGGGAAGUAUUAUAAUGUGUUCUCUGGGAAGUAUUAUAAUUUUUUCGCUGGGAAGUAUUAUAAUGUGUUCGCUGGGAAGUAUUAUGUGUUCGCUGGGAAGUAUUACAAUGUGUUUGCUGAGAAGUAUUAUAUUGUGUUUGUUGGGAAGUAUUAUAAUGUGUUCGCUGGUAAGUAUUAUAAUGUGUUCGCUGAGAAGUAUUAUAAUGUGUUCGCUGAGAAGUAUUAUAAUGUGAUCUCUGGGGAGUAUUAUAAUGUAUUCGCUGAGAAGUAUUAUAAUAUGUUCGCUGAGAAGUAUUAUAAUGUGAUCGCUGGGAAGUAUUAUAAUGUGUUCGCUGAGAAGUAUUAUAAUGUGUUCGCUGGGAAGUAUUAUAAUGUGAUCGCUGGGAAGUAUUAUAAUGUGUUCGCUGGGAAGUAUUAUAAUGUGUUCGCUGAGAAGUAUUAUAAUGUGUUCACUAGGAAGUAUUAUAAUGUGUUCGCUGAGAAGUAUUAUAAUGUGUUCGCUGGGAAGUAUUAUAAUGUGUUCGCUAGGAAGUAUUAUAAUGUGUUUGCUGAGAAGUAUUAUAAUGUGUUCGCUGAGAAGUAUUAUAAUGUGAUCGCUGGGAAGAAGUAUUAUAAUGUGUUCACUGAGAAGUAUUAUAAUGUGUUCGCUGAGAAGUAUUAUAAUGUGUUCGCUGAGAAGUAUUAUAAUGUGAUCGAUGGGAAAUAUUAUAAUGUGUUCGCUGGGAAGUAUUAUAACGUGUUCGCAAGGAAGUAUUAUAAUGUGUUUGCUGAGAAGUAUUAUAAUGUGAUCGCUGGGAAGUAUUAUAAUGUGUUCGCUGGGAAGUAUUAUAAUGUGUUCACUAGGAAGUAUUAUAAUGUGUUCGCUGGGAAGUAUUAUAAUGUGUUCGCUGAGAAGUAUUAUAAUGUGAUCGCUGGGAAGUAUUAUAAUGUGUUCGCUGAGAAGUAUUAUAAUGUGUUUGCUGAGAAGUAUUAUAAUUUGAUCGCUGGGAAGUAUUAUAAUGUGUUUGCUGGGAAGUAUUAUGUGUUUGCUGAGAAGUAUUAUAAUGUGUUUGCUGAGAAGUAUUAUAAUUUGAUCGCUGGGAAGUAUUAUAAUGUGUUCGCUGGGAAGUAUUAUGUGUUUGCUGAGAAGUAUUAUAUUGUGUUCGCUGGGAAGUAUUAUAAUGUGUUCGCUGGUAAGUAUUAUAAUGUGUUCGCUGGUAAGUAUUAUAAUGUGUUCUCUGGGAAGUAUUACAAUGUGUUUGCUGAGAAGUAUUAUAUUGUGUUCGCUGGGAAGUAUUAUAAUGUGUUCGCUG